CCCCAGGACCCGCCGGCUGGAGAACCUGCUGCAGCGGGAGCUCAGCUUGCGUGUCAGGUCGCGUUCGGCAGUGGCGCGAGCUCCAGCGCGCGCACCUGUGGCCACUUCCCAGCCCUCCCUGCUUGCGCUCCGGGCCGCCGCAAGACCAGAAUGGCCACCCCGCCGAAGAGGAGCUGCCCAUCUCCCGCGACCGGCUCUGAGGGGACCCGCAUCAAGAAAAUUGCCAUCGAAGGCAACAUCGCUUCAGGGAAGACAACAUUCGUGAAUAUCCUUAAACAGGUCUGUGAGGAUUGGGAAGUGGUUCCUGAACCUGUUGCCAGGUGGUGCAAUGUUCAAAAUGCUCAAGGAGACUGUGAGGAACUGACGACAUCUCAGGAAAGUGGUGGAAAUGUUCUUCAGAUGAUGUAUGAGAAACCUGAACGAUGGUCUUUUACCUUCCAGUCAUAUGCCUGCCUCAGUCGAAUACGAGCCCAGCUUGCCUGUCUUGACAGCAAGCUCAAAGAUGCAGAGAAACCUGUAUUAUUUUUUGAGCGAUCUAUAUAUAGUGACAGGUAUGUCUUUGCAUCUAAUUUGUAUGAAUCUGACUGCAUGAAUGAAACAGAGUGGACAAUUUAUCAAGACUGGCAUGACUGGAUGAAUCAACAGUUUGGCCAAAGCCUUGAACUAGAUGGAAUCAUUUAUCUUCGAGCCACUCCAGAGAAAUGCUUGAAUAGAAUAUAUUUACGGGGAAGAAAUGAAGAACAAGGCAUUCCUCUUGAAUAUUUAGAGAAGCUUCACUAUAAGCAUGAGAACUGGCUACUGCAUAGAACACUGAAAACCAACUUUGAUUUUCUGCAAGAAAUCCCUAUCUUAACAUUGGAUAUUAAUGAAGACUUUAAAGACAAACAUGAUGGUCUGAUUGAAAAGGUCAAAGAAUUUUUGAGCACUUUGUGAUUUUGCUGAAGACUACAGGCAGCCAAAUGAUUCCAGAUAAUCAAGGAUGAUAAUUUUGUAGGUUAAACAUUCCAGAUGCACUGAUCUUUGAAAGGGAGACUUUGUCUCAAGUCCUACACUCACCAUGAAUAUUGAAACUAUUUCAUGAUAUUGUACGGGGUUUUUUGUUUAUGUGUGAUACAAAUGAAUUUUCUUACUAAAUAUUAGCUUAAUAAAUAAGUAUAAACCUCA
Messenger RNA from Lontra canadensis (Northern American river otter), 1164 nucleotides. It is a transcript of the gene DCK, whose product is annotated as deoxycytidine kinase. The record is from RefSeq and is a predicted model, not a curated record. The coding region runs from base 151 to 933 and encodes 260 amino acids. Gene Ontology annotation, molecular function: ATP binding; deoxycytidine kinase activity. Gene Ontology annotation, cellular component: cytoplasm; mitochondrion. Lineage: Eukaryota; Metazoa; Chordata; Mammalia; Carnivora; Mustelidae. The transcript has 8 exons. Gene Ontology annotation, biological process: nucleobase-containing compound metabolic process.